Messenger RNA from Geodia barretti, 1170 nucleotides. Lineage: Eukaryota; Metazoa; Porifera; Demospongiae; Tetractinellida; Geodiidae. The record is from the annotation of a GenBank genome assembly.
AUGUGGCAGUGGACCAAGUGCUGACGUUUGCUGCCUGUGAGAGCCAGCGUUGUGUGAAUGUGAGCUGGCCAAUGACCUGGUCAGUGAACCGGAGGAGACCUUCUCUCUCAGUCUCACACGGUCCACCAGAUCUCACAUCUCCUUCACCUCCGCCACUGGAGUGGUGGUUAUCACCGAUGACGAUGAUAGUCCAGCUGGGGUCAGUUUCCUCCCAGUGAACGCCACAGGAGUGAGGAUCUCCUGGAGUGGCAGUGUCCACCUCCCCACCUCCAUCCACUACACCGUCUCUCUCUCCACCACCGGCAUCAUCAUGAGCCAAUACAACAGGGUCUACCCACCUGGAACCACCUCCGAUGUCGUGGUCUUGGAUGAUGACAUCACCCUUACAGACGAAUAUGUGCACAAUUUAACCCUCCACUACAUCUCUCAGAACUAUGAUGUCCCAGGAACUCCAACAAUUGCCUUCUUCACUUUCGAUAAGAAGGACUUUCAGAUUCAGUUUGGACCAUUCCACUUUUGCCUGGAUUGGGGACUGGAAAAGACAGUUCGCAUUGAGAAGCAACUGCAGAGUUAUUUGAUUCAGAUCCUCCGUAAGGAUUGUGCCGAUUGCUAUGGAUUAACCCCGUCAUUCCUGAGACCAGGACUGUUUCUCUGCCACAGUAACCCCACCAAGACCACCUACCGCUCCACCCUCGUUAACCCUUUCCCCACCACAAACUCCACCCACCUGGUGGACAUUAUUCAGAGUUGGGUGUCCACGGGUCCGUCCCUCGUUCUGGACGGUCUGCUGGUGAGGGUGAGUCCGGCCUGCCCCACCUCUAUCUCCAGUCUCGAUGAAGAAGAGUGUGAGAAUGGUACCACACAUGACCCACAGCUGGGGGACAGGAUUACUCAGACUCUCAAUGCCUGUGCUCUGAAGAACCUUGGAGAGGAGGUCUGCAGGCUUGGUGGCUGCUGAGUUGCGGACACAUACUUAGUUAUAGUUAGCUUGCUAUGUCGUUGAAUGUAUUAUGUGGGACUCAUUUUCAACUAAGGUAGCAAGCAAAAAAGUACAUGCAAGUUUGUAUCUAGAAAAAUGUAUGAUAUCCCCCACUACGUUAUCGCACAUAUGCAGCAUCAAGUAUCAUAUAACAGUGAAGAAGAGAGAGAACGAGCGGCCUCGCUCAGCUC